This is a messenger RNA of Oncorhynchus nerka (sockeye salmon), 5692 nucleotides long. RefSeq names its product SEC14-like protein 1. Gene Ontology annotation, molecular function: RIG-I binding. The coding region runs from base 364 to 2667 and encodes 767 amino acids. NCBI's taxonomy places the organism in Eukaryota, Metazoa, Chordata, Actinopteri, Salmoniformes, Salmonidae. Gene Ontology annotation, biological process: negative regulation of RIG-I signaling pathway. The transcript is spliced from 17 exons. The record is from RefSeq and is a predicted model, not a curated record. Gene Ontology annotation, cellular component: cytosol; cytoplasm.
UCUCUCCAGUCCUCAAGGCUCAAACCUUCAGCUGGCUGUCUUUAGGUCGCUAGCUGCAUCUGGACUCUUUUCGUUAUGAAAACCCAAUUCUGAACCUGUUAGCUAGCUAUGCCUUUUUGAAGUGUUGUUGUCGCUAUCAGGUCGAUGGCUAAUUGUCUAGCAAAACAGCUAGCAAACCUUCAGCACUCGUUCAUCACCGACCGGCAAAAAGGGAACCGAAUAAGGCUAUGGAUUAAUAGUUAGAAGUGUACUUGAGUUUCCCGUUCAGUCAAAACAAUACGAUACAAAUAUAUCGAAAGAAGCAGAUAUUUGUUAAAGGAAUUCGAUAAUUCAUUGGUCGUUGGCACCACAGUCAUUCCCAUCAUGGUGCAGAAGUAUCAGUCACCCAUCAGGGUGUACAAGCAGCCUUUUGAGCUGGUGAUGGAGGCCUACGAGAGGCGAUUCCCCACGUGUCACCUGAUUCCCAUGUUUGUGGACAGCGAGGUGUUGGAGGAAACUGAGAGCGAGGACGGAUCCAUACACCAGGUCCAGCGCCGCUGCAAACUGGACGUGGACGCCCCUCGUCUCCUCAAACGGAUUGCGGGGGUGGACUAUGUGUACUUCAGCCAGGAGAACACUCUGAACAAGAGAGAGAGGACGCUCCACAUCGAGUCCCACAACGAGACCUUCUCCAACAGAGUCAUCAUCCACGAACUCUGCAGCUACUCGGCCCACCCUGAGAAUGAGGACUGGACGUGUUUCGAGCAGUCGGCCAGCCUGGACAUCAAGUCGUUCUUUGGCUUCGAGAGCACGGUGGAGAAGAUGGCCAUGAAGCAGUACGCCAGCAGUAUCAAGAAGGGUAAGGAGAUCAUAGAGUUCUACCUAAACCAGCUAGAGGAAGAGGGGAUAAGCCACGUGCCCCGCUGGACUCCCUCCCUGGAUGCUCCCUCCUCCUCCUCCGUUACCACCAAACAUGUCUGUGCCACCCCAAAGCUCCUCCACCUGGAGCUGCCUGUCACGCCCGCCGUCUCAAUCCCCGUGUCCACUGAUGCCAGUGACCAUGAGAUUGCCACUGCCACCAAUAAUGAUGCCACCCAAAGUGAUGCCACCAGCAACGAUGCCGCUAGCCAACCUGACAACCAGACAGAGAACCAGACGGGCACACCUGAUGACAAGUUGGAUGCAGACUACAUCAAGCGCUACUUGGGAGACCUGACGCCUCUGCAGGAGAGCUGUCUGAUCAGACUACGACAGUGGCUGCAGGAGAGCCACAAGGGCAAGACCCUUACCCUCACUCCCUCCUCUCCCUCCUCGCCACCUUUCCAGAUCCCUAAGGACGAACACAUCCUUCGUUUCCUGCGGGCCAGGGACUUUAACAUGGAGAAGGCCAGGGAGAUCCUGUGUCAGUCCUUAACAUGGAGGAAACAGCACCAGGUGGACUAUCUGUUAGAGACGUGGACCUCACCACAGGUCCUCAAUGACUACUACACUGGAGGGUGGCACCACCAUGAUAAAGAGGGUCGUCCUCUCUAUAUCCUGCGUCUGGGACAGAUGGACACCAAGGGGCUGGUCCGAGCCCUGGGGGAGGAGUCUCUACUCAGACACGUUCUAUCCAUAAACGAGGAGGGCCUAAGGCGCUGUGAGGAGAACACCAAAGUCUUCGGCCGACCAAUCAGUUGUUGGACUUGUCUGGUGGACCUCGAAGGGUUAAACAUGCGCCACCUGUGGCGCCCGGGGGUUAAGGCCCUUCUGAGAAUCAUUGAGGUGGUGGAGGCCAACUACCCAGAGACCCUGGGACGUCUGCUCAUACUGAGGGCUCCUAGAGUCUUCCCUGUGCUCUGGACCCUGGUGAGCCCGUUCAUCGACGAGAACACCCGUAAGAAGUUCCUGAUCUACGCUGGAAAUGACUACCAGGGCCCCGGCGGCCUGCUGGACUACAUAGACAAGGAGGUCAUCCCUGACUUCCUGGGAGGAGAGUGUAUGUGUGAAGUCCCAGAGGGAGGCCUGGUGCCCAAGUCUCUGUACCGUACUGCAGAGGAGCUGGAGAACGAAGACAUCAGCCUGUGGACAGAGACUAUCUACCAGAGUGCCAGCGUCUUCAAGGGAGCGCCCCACGAGGUGGUGAUCGAGAUCAUCGACGCCUCCUCCGUGAUCACCUGGGACUUUGACGUGUGUAAGGGCGACGUGGUCUUCCACCUCUACCACUCCAAGCGAGCCCCCCAAACCCCCCGCAAGGACCCCCUAGUGGGGCAACACAGCAGCAUCACCACCCCCGGGGGGAACAACGUCCAGCUCAUAGACAAGUCCUGGACCAUAGGCCUGGACUACAGCAUGGUGGAGUCACCACUCACCUGCAAGGAGGGCGAGAGCGUGCAGGGUUCCCACGUGACCAGGUGGCCCGGGUUCUACAUCCUGCAGUGGAAGUUCCACACCAUGCCGGGCAGCGCCUCCACCAACCUGCCCCGCGUGGAUGACGUCCUCGCCUCCCUGCAGGUCUCCUCACACAAGUGCAAAGUCAUGUACUACACAGAGGUCAUUGGCUCCGAGGACUUCAGAAUGGCUUGCUUUGAUGUUCAAAGUUUGGGCUCUAUGACCAGUUUGGAGUCGAGUCACAGUGGUUUCUCCCAGCUCAGCCACGCUACCUCCUCCUCUAACCACUCCCAGUCCAGCUCCAUGAUCUCCAGGUAGAGGACUACAUCUCCUGCCAAGGACUUACAAUUCUUCCUCUGCUGAACUACAAGUCCCAGCUCCUCCAGCCUUCACAGUCUACACUUUCCGCCCUAACCACCUCAAACCUGUACUACUAUUAGUCAGUCACAAUGUGGAACUGAAGCAUGCUUGCACAACAGAGGAGAAAGAAAAUGUCGGCGGUUGAAAAACUGAAAACAAAGACUUGUGAUUUAAAGGGCUCCUAUUUUCUUGCAGCAGUCCAUGUAUAUUUCUUCACAGCUUUCUCCUGGGCUGCUGAACAGAACGUUGGCAGAACGUUUUCUGCUUGCUGAGACUUUGGUAGGUGUGGGAAGUGUCGCACCCAUGGAGCGCAAUGCCAGUUCAAGCAAUUGUCACACUCCUUUAAGGAGCUGUGGGACUGGAUAAAAACGGGAUGCGUCGAUACAUAUGUGCAUUAGAAGACUUUACACACUUCCAAGGUAUUGGUGAUACUGGAUGCGCUGUUACAUAAGAACAUGGACACUUUUUUAUAGGUUGAAGAAACGGGAUGCGCUGUUACCUGCAGACAAAACAUGCUCAAACAUAGGAAGACACACACACUCACAUACUGUAUAGACACAAACCAUAAACACAACUGCAAUGACAUGCAGAGAAACACAGUAUUUGCCAUAUCAUCAGUGGGGUUGGUCUCUACCUGGUGAAUUGUUUAUAUGUAAGGAUUGGGGGUAAAGCCGUAGCGAGGUAUCGUUUAGAAGCAUCAGUGGGGUUGGUCUCUACCUGGUGAAUUGUUUAUAUGUAAGGAUUGUGGGUAAAGCCGUAGCAGGUAUCGUUUAGAAGCAUCAGUGGGGUUGGUCUCUACCUGGUGAAUUGUUUAUAUGUAAGGAUUGGGGGUAAAGCCGUAGCGAGGUAUCGUUUAGAAGCAAUAAGCAGAGUUCAAAUAUCAACUAUUGAAAUAAUUACAUUUAUAUUUACCAUGAAAAUGUUAUGUAUGGAGGUUUUUCCUCAUGGGUGCUAUAUGUGCAAUGUUUAGGUGACCUUCCAGUUCCCGGGUGACUAAAUGGACAGACAGACAUUUAAUUUAGCUGAACUUUCAUUUGGAGAAAUAGCCAAAAGAAAUUGCAAGAGGUUAUUUUAGAAAUUUGAAUUGACACGUUUUGAAUGUGUUUGCAAAUUCUACCAGUGUUUGCAAAAUCUACCAGUCUCUUUUGGGCUCAAGACACUUAACCAAUGAUUACGUUUAAAUUCUUGAAUUUCAAUUACUGCGACUUGAAUUUGAAUGGAUUCCACCCCAAAAUGAGUGUUUCCCAUCUGUCCCUGUCUGCAGGAAUGAACCUGACCCGUAGCUAGGUGUGGUUGUGGUCAUUGGUUUGAAUGUGCUACUGAUGGUCAGGUGAGCUUUUGCUAGCCAAUGGAAUGCCCUGAACUGUCAGGGUCACAGGUCUAGGUCAAACUGCUAUUCUUAAUAGAGGGAUAUAGAGAUAUACAGAGGGAGGAAGUGAAUGUUUUUUGUGGUGAAGCUUAUCAUUUGCUACUGCGCCAUUCAUGGAAAUGUAUUGAUGCAUACAUGUACCUGGGCUAGUGCUGGUUGGAUUGUUAGUUUUCAUUGAAAGUGAAGUGGGUUGCUGCAUGUUCAUAUUGGGAUAUGGUUGAUUUUAGUUUAGGAGUUACCAUAGUAACUACUCAUGAGCCAUUUGUUAGCACCAUUUUAGCCUUUGUAACUAACCAUGUGUAUAAGAAAUAUAUCUGCUUGGUUAGGGGACACCCCCUUUGCCUCGACUGAGCGAAGUGGAGGAUGUUUCCAUUGUAAUGCAACGUACCCAUGCAAAUAAUGUUCUGGACAGCCACCUUGUGCUUCUAAAGCACCAAAGACGACAACAAAAAACUGUUCCGUCUUAUAGUUUCCAUGUUUGUUUGUUUUUGUCAAACUAUUUUUGAGUGUUUUUAGGGGAUAUUUUGAGCUUCAAGCUCACAAAAGAGAUAUUGAACUUCUCUACAGAUUACUGUUGGCUGUUUCAAAGGUUUGAUAAGCUUUUGCCUUGCAUUACAAGCUGAGGCUCUCAAGACAAGUCACCAUGCUGCUGCUUGACGUUAAGAGGGCCAACGACGUGUUUGUUGAUGGGGCGUUGGAUCUCACUUCAAGGAUUAUCGGCCAAUCAGGCGAGCAGCACGUCUGUUUUUAACAGCUUUUUGAGAUGCUACUUUUAACGAUGAUAACGAAAACCCAAGGUCAAAGUGAACAGUCUAAUGUACAGUGUGUGUCUAACUGGAAUAGCAUGAAAUGCUUUGCUCACUGAGGAAAGGACCCGCUCAGAACGAGAGCUGUUCAGUACGAACUCAUUAAGUUAUUGAAUGAAUGGAAUAAUGAGUAACUAAAUGUCUGUAAGGGUGUCACCCAUGUCAGGACUGAGGAUGUAUAGUUGUACUUAUUGUCUUCUGUACUCAUUUUAACCUUGAAGCAUGUCUAGAGAGACUAGCGUAGUUUCCUACUUUCCAGCUCUCUAUCAAAGGAAACUCAAUGUCCACAAUGUGUAGCAUAAUAUCAACACAAUGUGUAACGUGCUCAACGGUUCACCAAGCUUUAGAGAAAGGUUCCAGUCCUCUUUGAACACGACAUGCGUGUGAGAGGAGAAGAUGUUAAUUUUUCCUUUAGCUGAGUUGGAACAGUGCUUUAGAAGUGGCUCACUGUUGUUUUAAACCAGAGACCGAUGUCUUCAGUUACCUUUCAGUUUCAACUGACCUCAACAUAAUGUCACUGCUACUACUGAAAUGUAUCUGCUUAUGUAACCUGCUUUGCUCUACUUGUCAACCUUCACUUUUACUUAACUCAUUUACAUAUGAGGGCUAUUUCUGUCUUGUUUGUCACCAACCAUAUCCUGAUUUCUCCAUUUCUCUCAUCUAGCCUCCCUGUAAGACAACGAUAAUGUUGCAUAUCUUUAUUUCCCUUGAAAUUCAUAAUUAUGUUUAAAGAAAGAACUUAAAAUUAAUAUAAAAUAGCGUCUUUCCAAUUUUUCAAACCAUUAAACUUGAAUUAUGAGAAUUAAAA